Molecule: messenger RNA, 902 nt
Organism: Anopheles funestus (African malaria mosquito)
Lineage: Eukaryota; Metazoa; Arthropoda; Insecta; Diptera; Culicidae
Product: NADH-quinone oxidoreductase subunit B-like
Exons: 1
Coding region: 106-795 (229 amino acids)
Biological process (GO): mitochondrial respiratory chain complex I assembly; aerobic respiration; electron transport coupled proton transport
Molecular function (GO): NADH dehydrogenase (ubiquinone) activity; quinone binding; 4 iron, 4 sulfur cluster binding
Source: RefSeq, a predicted model, not a curated record
AAAUAGAUCUCUUGAAUACAACUUCCGCCUUGUUUUGAAAAUAUCUAAUCUCUAUUUAUCGAUACUGUGGUGAGAUAAUUCGAUGACUCAUCGCAAUAAAACGAUAUGUACACAACAUGCGUGCAUAUUUCCACGCAACGCAGUACAUCCAAAGAAAUUCCCAGAGUUAGCAUCAUGUUCGCCAUUCGCGCAGUAAUUACAAGAACUACCGCCAUUACAAUACCUGGAACCAGUACAUUGAACCGCUACAAAGCUACACUUCCGGUUGUGCAGAAGGACAAACCAACACGUUUGCCGUAUUCUCCAUUUGGCGCAAAACAAUCGAACAAUGCCGAAUGGACUGUGGCCCGGUUGGAUGACUUGCUUAACUGGGGCCGCAAAGGAUCAAUGUGGCCCCUGAUGUUUGGACUCGCGUGCUGUGCAAUGGAAAAGAUGCAAGCUGCCGCACCGCGCUACGAUAUAGAUCGAUUUGGCGUGCUGUUCCGUACAUCACCACGCCAAACCGAUUUCAUCAUCGUGUCCGGUACGUUGACCAACAAAAUGGCCCCAGCAUUACGGAAAACGUACGACCAAAUGCCGGAACCACGCUGGGUUAUUUCCAUGGGCAGUUGCGCUAAUGGUGGCGGGUACUAUCACUACUCGUAUUCGGUGGUUCGUGGUUGCGAUCGGAUCAUACCUGUUGAUAUCUACGUGCCAGGAUGUCCACCCACGGCCGAGGCUUUGAUUUACGGCAUUCUGCAACUUCAAAAGAAAGUGAAACGCAUGAAAACGAUACAGCUGUGGUAUCGUAAAUAGAUUAGGCCUCAUAUUGAUGCUCUUCUUCGAUUGUAUGCAUUUUUUAUGUAAAUCAUUACAUGCUUUAAUUAAUUUUAAGUUCAUUAAUAUUAACAUUUCGGUGUGGG